This is a messenger RNA of Penicillium olsonii, 3909 nucleotides long. The record is from the annotation of a GenBank genome assembly. NCBI's taxonomy places the organism in Eukaryota, Fungi, Ascomycota, Eurotiomycetes, Eurotiales, Aspergillaceae.
AUGGUCCUCGUCACCAUUCCCGACCCACACUUAUCGCGCUUUUACAACACUCGUUCACAACGCCUUGCAUGCAACCGUCUUCGACUGUCUGAGACCCUCGAAUUCGUCAAGGUCAAACGCCGCGUUGUUUACAAUAUGGCCGCGGCAGGCGCGAGGGCGCAAAAACCCGUCGGUUCGGCACCAUGGAUCGCAGCCGAGAAGGAAAACAUGGCCGACCUAGUGGAACAAGAGAUGGAAGAGGUGGAAUAUCCAGUUCGACAUGAAAUGGCAUGGCUGAACGAACAUAUGACAGAGAUCUUCUCGAAGGGUCAGACGAGCUUUGCGGACGUUUUCAAGACACCAGGAAAAAUGCGGGGCAAGACACCUCGCACUGCCCGGAAGCGUGCGCCCGAGGAGUCUCGAGUGCCCUUGAGUGAGAUAUUCUCCUCGGCCCAGAAGCAGGUCGAGAACCAUGCAAGCCCUAGCCCAUUCAUCCAUCGCGUGGUUUCCAAGACCGCGGCUGCGCCAUCGUCCCCUGUGCCCCGCACCAAGGACGCGACAGAACAGGCGUCGCAACCCGAAUACCCGGAUCUGACCGAAAAUAUGAACUCUUUCCCCAAAUACAACACAGACUCGGGAUACAACGGUAUGCCCGAGGCAGAAGAAGUGGUAUUACCUGACGUGCAACCAGAAUCACAGGCUUCCACCCAGCCUGCUACUCAGCCUCUGGAGCAGGAUGAGCCAAUGGGCAUGGACACUGAGGAAGUCGACGCGUCCGUUGUCCAACAAACGAACGAGGAAUCAUUCCACUCCGCGCGAGAGGAUGUCUUUUCUCGAGCAGGGACCGUCGAACCCACAAUCAAGGAACCCACCCCACCACGGGAGCAACCAACGGCUCCAACCCAAUCAGCCCACAAAGAGCCUAGCGCUGAACCAAGUGCGACUCCAGUCAAGAAAACGAAAUCAAAUACAAAGGCCAAGGCAACGGAAAAGCACCAAGAGAAAGAGCCCGAACCAAUCGAACCUGUCAAGCUUGCAUCAACUCCCGACCCGUCGCCAGAGAAAACACCAGUGGCCCCCGUGACAUCGACAACUGAGGCUGAAAAACAACCCGAGGACGAAGUCAUGGAGGAUGUUGCGGAAGACCACGCAAAUGAAGACACAGCUCUCGAUAAUCUUGAUGAUAUUGGCUCUCCCUCGGACGGGUCUACCCCUGAGAGGUUGCCUGUUCGCAAGAGUAGUCUGAGCUUUGCGUCUCUGCCCGCGAGAGAACCAUUGAAGAGCUUGGGUGGCUCGAGGCUUUCUCGCACAAGUCAUAUUGACCUGUCAAAGAUGAACAGCACUCGCACCAGUCACUUCGGUAGACAGACUGGUAGCCACAGGGUGACUCAAGUGGAAGAAAACCACAGCUCCGGGGCUAUGGACCUUGAUCAUGAGAAGGAGCCCAGCGAUGAGGUGGAGUCCGAAGAGGUGACCAGGAUGCACAGCAAAAACUCUACACAGACACUUCACGAGAGAAUCAGCAUGUUGGGCAAGCUGCAGCCUGUGUCCCGACCGCGGAAGUCGAUUCCCUCUACCGGUGCCCCAGCUGGCCAGGUUUCCUAUCCGGAACUUCCUGCUUCUAAGAAUGAACCCAAGCCGGAGGCUCCUGGCCACAAGACUAAAGAAAUUCCUGUGUUGGAGCCCACCCCGGCUGAUGAUGACUGGAUCAAGCCUCUGAGCUCUCCUCAGCGGCCUGAUCUUUCAAAGAGUAAAACCACAGAUAUCAUGGAGAAGCUCUCCGAGCUCGAGAAAGAGCGAGCAGCAGAAAGGAAGAACCUACCGAGAACAGAGCCCGAGCGUCCGAAAUCCUCUGCCUCUAUUUUCUCAUCUCCACGGCCACAUGGACACCAGCAGAGCGCCUCUUUGUCUCAAAUCCACGCCGAUGUAUCUACGACGCCGACAGGGUCUCCUCGACGCUUCGACGGUCCUAUCAGUGCUUCUAAGCUCCGACUACACUCUAUCAUGAAGUCAGCCAAAGGUUUGUUCUCGAGCACUGGGAAUACCCCGAAGUUAGAACCUUCUUCGCCAGAGCUACCCCGUCCCCACUCGAGUGCCAGUGUCUUCGGCAAGAAGUUUGAAUACGACUCCCAGCCAGUCCUACCCCCUAGCCCUACACGCCAGGAAGGACGCCGCACACGAAGCUCGACCGAGAAGGAAGAAAAACGACGACAGCACCAGCGAGAAGAGCAAGAAAGAGAGGAACAGGAGGAGCAAGAAGAAGAAGCGCGUGCCGAAAAAGCCCGUGAACAAGAAAAACAAAAGGCCAUUCAACUGAAGGCUGCUCAGAGCAAAUCUUCAAUCGAACCAGAAGAGAGACCAGGGCCCUCGGUACAGAAGAAUCCCCAGUCACAACGGCAACAAUCGCGCGAGCCUGAAUCCUCUCGGGAUGCUAGUUCGAGAUACGCUAUCCCUCAACCCAAGCAAAACGAGCGCCGCCCCCUCAAGCCAACCCGGGAGACUUUGCAGAAACCGACUCCGCAGCCAAUGUCGAUCCGUGUGGGCAGUACCCUAUCCCGUCAGAUCCCGAUGCCUUCAUCUUCAGUCGCACAAGAAUCAAGCGUUCAGGUGGCUGUGCCUGCUGCUGCACCCAAGCCAACUCUAAAAAAGAAGGGUAGCAACACGUCCUUGCAUACGGCAUCUUCCGCGGGCAGCUUCAAGGGCUCGAUCUCCAGCCAGACACAAGCAGCCCAGCGCAAGGCCCAAGCAGCCAGCAAGAAGGAGCAAGAGGACCGUCGCAAGGAGGAACAGAAGCGUGAGAUUGAGCGCAAACGUGCCGCCCAGCAGGAAGAGGCUCGUCGACAAGAAGAGGCACGUCGACAGGGAAUGAGGAGUCGUGCCGAAAGUCGUGCCGAAGCUGACCGGGAGCGCCGUGAACGCUCUGCUCAGGAAGACCCCAAGAGGGCCGCUCAGAUGGAAGCGAUCAGACGGCGCCAGCAAGAAAAUGCACGUGGCCAUGCCAGGCAAGGUAGUCAGCAGAUCGUCACCGAGGGCCCUGUCCUUCAGCACGAAAAGCCAACUCCCCAGUCAUCCCAACGUAGUGACUUGGGUGCUUCUCGCCCUCCAUCCCGCAUCGGGGGUUCUAUCCAGCCACACGGCCGGAUUAACCCACCCGCACCCAACCCUGCCAAGCCACCCAAGAGGGUUUUGAACGACGAAAGUAGCCAACGACCCGCGGUGUCCAAGCCCAGCAAUGUUCAAUCAACCGGCGAUGCCAAGCGGCGCAAGACAGAUGAUGAGCACAAUCCCAUGCCACCUGUGCGUACCAUCGUGCCCGGUCAAUCGAUGUCUGGACAACCGAUGCGUCAGUCGUAUAUCAGAAAGCCCUCUAUCUCUACAUUCAGUCACGGACAGUCCUCUGUGGCGCACCAGUCGGGCUCCUCUAUCUUCAAAAACAGUGCCCCACAACGUCCUGCUCACCCCGGUGAGAUGAGCAAGUUCGCGACCGGCAAAAUUCCCUUCGCCGAGUCCAACCAUGCGCCUCCCCCGGCUGCGUACAAGGCGCCCAACUCCGCCCAGCGCCCAGCAGCCAAGCCAUCUCCCAAAUAUCCGAGUGGUGAGAACAUUCAUCUACCAGAGAUCAACACAGAUAGCGAAGACGACGAUGACUCCGACUCUGAGAUGUUCCCCGUGCCCAAGUGGGCGCAACCCAAGGAGCUGGAGGGUCUUCUCCGACAGCAAGAUGGCAUGGAAGUUGACUCGAUCUUCGGGCCCAUUGCCCCCUUCUCGUUGGAGGAUACCUUCAAGGCAGAUAAGAAGAUCAAGAAGUAUCGCGAUCGAACCAGCAGUGCCAACUGGUCUGGCCCCGAUGGACUUACCCAAGAGGAGAUCCGAAAGGAUGUCGCAGACCGACAACGGCUGCGCCUCAAUGGCGGUUGGAGCUUCAACUAA